This is a messenger RNA of Alosa sapidissima (American shad), 939 nucleotides long. RefSeq lists its product as uncharacterized. The transcript is spliced from 2 exons. The record is from RefSeq and is a predicted model, not a curated record. Lineage: Eukaryota; Metazoa; Chordata; Actinopteri; Clupeiformes; Clupeidae. Gene Ontology annotation, molecular function: acyltransferase activity. The coding region runs from base 1 to 939 and encodes 312 amino acids.
AUGGCGCUACAUGACUACCCCAUACCAGACCUUGACAUAACCUUGCAGGAAGCAGGCCGGGUCCUCCAACUCACCCUGAGCCCUGACCUGUACAUGCAGUACAAAAAUGCCCUCUCCCAGCAGAGAGAGAUCCUCCAGGAGGCCCAGAGGAAGCUGUCUGAAGCGGGUUCGGGUCGAGAGAACUGGGUGACGGAGCAGUUCAAAAGCCGCCUGCUGUCCUGUGGCGAUGCGCUGCCCACCUCCACUGCCAUCCCCACAGUCCUGCCGCAGUCGAAGGCCUGGAAGAAUGACACUCAACUGGGGAGGGCAGCAGCACUGGUGUGGGCCAUGGCCAAGCUCUACAGUGAACCCUGGCUGGUCGAGGGAGAUGUGCCAAUGGAACGUACGCAGCAGUCAGAAGUGUUUGCUGCCAGCCGACUUCCUGGAAAGAAACAGGAUGAAAUUAAGCUCUACCCAGACAGUGUUCAUGCCAUCCUCACCAGCCGAGCCGGAGCAUUUCCCAUACAGAUCCUGCACAGGCCCAGUGCAGAGGGUCCUUUCACCGCCUUGUCUCUGGGGGACAUAUAUGAUCAAAUAGAACACAUCAGUAACCUGCCUGCUGCUGGCACAGAGCAGGAUGCCUCAGCCAUCUGUGCCCUCUCCUCGCAGCCUCGUAGAGACUGGCAUAGCGUGAGGGAAAAGAUCCUGAAGAAAGGAGGGCCCACCGCGGCAUCCCUGGACCUUAUGGAAAGUGCCAUCCUGGCUGUCUCCCUGGAGGAUGGACCAGCACCACCUGACGUGGCAAGCACCCUCAAUGCUAUCCGACUUGGGGACAGAGGUUGGAACUGCUUGAGGUUUUAUGACAAGGUUGGUAAACGAUUCCCUUUUAAGAAACCUAACAGAAAGAUACAGAGAGACAGUGAGGAAAAAUCAGAGCCACUUUGGUGUGGCUUAAAAUAA